AUGGCAGCUGCAGAGAAUUUCAGCCACGAAGCAUUGCUUCUACUCCCUUGCACGCUUUCGGACUCAUUUGCUUCUUUAAAAGCUGCAUACCAACCUGCGUUGUCAAUAAUUCUUGCCGAACUUUCUAGUCCUAUCAAAGGAACCAGUGUUUCUGGUCGUUCCUGGAAAACGGUUUUCUCUCUUGAGACAAGAGAAGGGGAUAUGAUCCUUAAUGCCCUUACCACGACAGCAAAGAGACAAGGGCUUUCAAACCCAGUCUCCACUAUUCGGAGACUUCCUGGCAUCCCAGAGCUACAGAUGCCGACAAAUACUUUUGAGCAACCUGACUUGCGUCCGCGACGCCAUUAUUCCGUUGCAGUUGGCGGGACUUUUGAUCAUUUGCAUGUAGGGCACAAACUCCUGCUCACGGCGACCGCCCUUGUUAUUGACGCAGUGCCAUCGGGGCCUGAGCCGAUUCAAAGGACCAUCACCAUUGGUAUCACGGGAGAUGAGCUGUUGGUAAAUAAAAAGUAUGCAGAGUACCUAGAAAGUUGGGAUGAUCGAUGGCAGGGUGUUUGGACAUUUAUGGAAUCGAUAAUAGAUUUUUCACCGCCGUUUGCGGAUCGAGCUGCUACUCAAAUGUCGACCAACAGAAUCGAGCACGUUCACUAUCCCGGACCAAAUGGCAAGUAUGUCCGUGUGCGAGUGUCAUCGGACUUGGAUAUUAAAUUCGUUCAAAUUUCUGAUCCAUUCGGUCCCACUAUCACAGACGAAGCUAUAAGUGCUUUAGUUGUGUCUAAGGAGACUCGAUCGGGUGGGAAGGCAGUGAAUGACGAACGGGAGAAGAAAGGCUGGUCAAAGCUAGAGAUUUUUGAAGUUGAUGUUUUGGAUAGCAGUGCAGCCGAAAUCCAGGGAGAGGUUGUUGACAAUUUUGAGACCAAGAUAAGCAGCACAGAAAUUCGUCGACGCCAGAUGAACAUAGCUAAGGGAAAUCUAUGA
Messenger RNA from Histoplasma mississippiense, 978 nucleotides. RefSeq lists its product with no specific name. The coding region runs from base 1 to 978 and encodes 325 amino acids. Lineage: Eukaryota; Fungi; Ascomycota; Eurotiomycetes; Onygenales; Ajellomycetaceae. Gene Ontology annotation, molecular function: dephospho-CoA kinase activity. Gene Ontology annotation, biological process: coenzyme A biosynthetic process. The record is from RefSeq and is a predicted model, not a curated record. The transcript has 2 exons.